Molecule: messenger RNA, 3398 nt
Organism: Ciona intestinalis (vase tunicate)
Lineage: Eukaryota; Metazoa; Chordata; Ascidiacea; Phlebobranchia; Cionidae
Source: RefSeq, a predicted model, not a curated record
UUAAACAUAUUCUUUGUAUGUACGAGAAAGAGAAUAAACGCCUGUAUCAUCUUACCCUACCUUACUAAAAUUAAACGUUUAAAUUAAACGCAACUUUUUAAUUACUGUAAGUAAAGCAGCAUGCAAGGCUCGAUGGCGCCUGUGAUUUGGAUAUGAGUUGGCCCAUUAAACCAGGCUUUGUUUCGGUCUUUAUACACAAGAGUUGGUGCUCACCCACACUCAUAUCAUUACACCAUGUACCCGAACAAAGUGUUGAAUGCGUGCAUGGAAAAUAUGACGAACUUGAACGAUGUGUUUGUAACUCUGAAUGGACAGGAGAAAACUGUGACGUCGAACUUACAUCCUUUGACAACUUUGUGUUUGCUGAUGUGAGAAAGCCUACGACAACGACAGAUGGCUACAACUUAUUUGAUGUUGCCGAUAUCAAUGAUCUAAACGCAGAGAUUGUAAACUUGGUUGUAAAUUUUGACAGCUGGAAUAGUUUUAACGACCAAAGAAAAAUGUCAAAAGAUGUUUUAGACGAAAAUCAGAAUGAUUUUGAUGUGCAGCCUUCGGUCAACGAGGGAUCAAGUUCGGGGUUUGGCAACUCUGGCAGUGGUUUUGGUAACGAGGAUGUUAGAAAGAACAAGGACACGUUAAUAACAUCAAUAAAUAAUAAAGGAAGGACGAGUUUUGUUCGAUCUGAAACAAAUAAAUCUUUAGUCGAGCAACCUGUUCAACAAACCAGCAGUCAAUGGAUCAAUUACGAAUCUUCUUCUUCUGGAUCUGGAAGCGAAACUUUGGAACCAGAAAUAUACGACGAAGGUGGCUUGAUGGAUUGUGGAAAUGGAACUGUGAAGAAAAUAUUUCAGCACUGUGCAUGUGAACCAAACUUCACAGGACAAUUUUGUGAAAUCGAUUUGCUUGAGAGCUCUGGAGAGUCUUCAACAUUCAACUUGGAUUAUUCAGGCUCUGGUGUGAGUGAGAAAAUAUGUUAUCAUGGUGUUCCCGUGUUCAUAAAACACUGUGAGUGUCAUUUUGGGUUCGAAGGAGUCAGUUGUCAACUCAGAAAAUACUUAGGUUCAGGAGAUUGGAAUAUUUUAUUUAAUACUCAACAAGAGAUACCAGAUGCUAAUACCACAAGUAAUCCAAGUGAAGACAUUUUAUGGAAUGCGAGUAAUUUCGACAAUCUUACUUGGACCCGUGUCACAAAUUAUCUUAAUCCAAACAACAAACUUGCUAAAUCAAAGCAUAUUUUUGGGCGGAAAUUUGUUGUGAUUUCCACUGGAAUUAAGAAAACAAAGACAGUUUUAGAUUAUUCUCCUUCUCCAAGUGAAGAUGAACCAAAUAUUUAUAGAUUCUCUUUUGUGCCAAAAAAGAGUGGUGGAAAAUCUCGGUUAGAACUUAACACAUGCUUUGUAAAGAAGAGAGAUGCUUCUCGAUUAUUUGGAACUGAUGAUAUUGAUGAUAAUAUUAGUCGGCACCGAACCCUGGGGGCAUUUGCAACCAUGAAGGGGACGCUGAGAGUAAAUCAAGUGUCACAACUAAUCACACACUGCCCAAUCACCAAGAGACCAACCACUGCCCUGCAUACUUAUGCUUAUGAUCUGUAUCUGCCACGUGAAGAUUUUCCUGAACAAGGACAGUAUAUAUUAACACAAUGGCAUGGCUCUCCAAAUCCUAAUAUACUUAAGGAUGAAUAUGGUUGUGUGGCGCAAAUCAGCUCAUUUGACAAAGCGAGAUUGUGCAGAGCUGGGUCAUGCUCACAAGGCGAGAUAUUUGACAAGGAUGGCUUACAUAUAGGACUGUUGUAUCAACAAGGGGGUUACCCACCAUUAGCACUCGAAUAUCAAAAUGGUUGGUUUAUUGUAAGUGCUCGCUCGGACGAACACAGCAUGGCCGGGAAAGUUGGAUGUUCUGUUGGCCAGAAAGUACCUCCACACUUCCACUGUCCUAAACAUGACCGUCAACAGUUUAGUGAAAUUCUAAGGAUGCCAGCUCAAGAAUUUCCAUUCAAUACUUGGGCAAGGUUUGAGUGGAAAAUAAAGUGGAGUGAAUAUGAUGUGGUGUAUGAACGUAACAGAACAACUGUAGAUGGAGAUCCAGGUCAUAUGACAUCACAAGCAUGGAUACGACUGUGGAUCAAUGGACGUAAGGUUAUUGACUGGAUUGGUGCUUGUGGUAGAAAUGAUGAAGGAAGGCUUCCAUAUUUUAAAAUUGGUAUAUACAAUCCAACUGGUAGCAGCUUUCCACUUCGUAUGUAUGUCCGUGGUUAUGAACACACUUACACACAACCUGAUGCUAAAGUAGAUGAUAAUGAAAAAGAUAUUUUAAGCAAAUUAAAACUUGUUGAUCAUAAAUUAAAAAAGGAAAUAAGCAGAAACAGUUUCAUCAAUGGAAUGAGAUUUAUACAUGUGGGUGGAGAUGGCAGGUGCGUUCUGCGGGCAAAACUAAACCACGUCUCGCAUAUCACAAGGACAAAGUUUCGACAGUUAAAAGUUGACAAAAAAACUCAAAAUCUGAUCAAGAGUAUGGUAUAUGCUAUAGAACAACAGGAAUUCAGGAUUAAGCAGUUGGAACGUUUGGUGCAAGAAAGAUGCUUGACGCCAUUGCCUCGUAACGUAGAUGAAGCUAUGAAUAACGCUGGUGAUAUUGAUGAAGACUAAGCAAUGACGAAUAACUACAACUAGUUAACAAAAAUGCCAUUACCUAUAAAGCUAUACCAAACAUUUGUAUUGUUAUAGUUCACACGUUUAUUGAAACGAUAUUUAUACUUUGUUUGACACGACUUUUAUACUGUAUGCCUUCUAGCUUAUAAAUCGAAUAGAGCGAAUAUUGCUCAUUUAUUUUUUGGACCGACUUUGCGACCUAUUUAGAUCACUUCACUCACAAAGUAGCAUACACGGUAACUUGUAAGCUGGCACGAGGUAUGAAACAGUACACCCGUGUUAUAACGACUGUCGUUUAUCGGCCACGUGAAGAUAGAAUAAGUUACAUUCAUUUAUUCAUAUUCACUUUCAUCAGGGUUACCUGUCGGCAGCAGAAACAAAUUUGCUAGAUAAAGUUUUAUAUUUCAAACUGUCCUAUUUUGUUUUCCUAUAAACCUAUUUCCGCAUUUUGUGCUUUUUGGGCCACACGUCAAAUGUUUAGUCACCAUUUGUCGUCCUACCAGAUUUGCACGCAGAACGUAAAACGUAUUUCGCUGGUGCUGAUUUUUAUGUAUUGUGAUAUAUUUAUACGUUUUUUUACUGGGAUUUUUUUCAUUUUGGUUUUUAACCAUUGGCUAGUUUGAAUGUGUAAUGCGUUUGCGUUUUAAAUAAUAGUUUAUGAAAAUGUUCCAUACCAGAGGUUAAAUGAAUUGAGGCGUGUUUCUUCUAAGUUUUUAUGGACAUUUUAAUAAACCGAUAUAAACUCCAAAA